Messenger RNA from Asparagus officinalis (garden asparagus), 1788 nucleotides. Its product is annotated as tyrosine/DOPA decarboxylase 1-like. Gene Ontology annotation, molecular function: carboxy-lyase activity; pyridoxal phosphate binding. The record is from RefSeq and is a predicted model, not a curated record. Lineage: Eukaryota; Viridiplantae; Streptophyta; Magnoliopsida; Asparagales; Asparagaceae. Gene Ontology annotation, biological process: amino acid metabolic process.
CAUCCUCGUUUGGGGACGUUAUAUAAACCCUACCCCCCUCUUCCCUCCAUGUUAAAUCCUCACAGCUCAUCCCCUUCAUCUUCGACCUCGAUCCCAACUCUAUCUAUCCAAAUGGGCAGCCUCGGCACCGACGCUCUCGACGCCGGCCUCGGCUUCCUCCCCUUGAACCCUCUCGACCCCGAGGAGUUCCGCCGACAAGGCCACAAGGUCAUCGACUUCCUCGCCGACUACUACCACAGCGUCCACAAUUACCCGGUCCGAAGCCAAGUGGAGCCGGGUUACCUCAAGAAACUCCUGCCCGAAUCCGCUCCCAACCAGCCCGAAUCCAUGGACACCAUCCUCAGCGACAUCUCCGACCACAUUAUCCCGGGCCUCACUCACUGGCAGAGCCCGAACUACUUCGCUUACUUCCCGUCGAGCGGUAGCACCGCCGGGUUCCUCGGGGAGAUGCUGAGCACCGGGUUCAACGCCGUGUGCUUCAACUGGAUGUCGUCGCAGCGCUGCGGCACUGAGCUCGAGGAGAUCGUCACCGACUGGAUCGGGAAGCUGCUGCGUUGCGGAGAGUUCUUGUUCUCCGGUGGGGCGCGCGGGUUUCUGCAGGGCACGACGUGCGAGGCGAUACUGUGCACGUUGGUCGCGGCGCAGGGACCGGGGUAUGUGAGUCGAUCGCGGGAGGGAAUCGGAUCUGACAGGCUCGUCGUCUACGGAUCCGACCAAACGCAUUGCGCGCUUCAGAAGGCCGCCAGAUCGCCGGCAUCCUUACCCGCCAAUUUCCGAGCCCUUCGAACCCUCAAGAGGGACAACUUCGCUCGCUCCGGAUCGCUGAGGCGCGCCGUGGAGGCGGACGUUGAGGCGGGCUGGUCCCGCUUUUCUUGUGUGGCGACUGUGGGGACCACCUCCGUCGACUGCGGUCGACCGGCUCCCCGGCUGUGCUCCGUCGCGGCGGAGCACGGAUGUGGUGCACGUGACGCGGCGUGCGGCAGCGUGUGCAUAUGCCCGGAGUUUCGGCACUUCAUCGACGGGUCUGAGGGCGGCCUCCUUCAGCUUCAAUGCCACAAGUGGUUCUUCACUAACCUUGACUGCUGCUGUCUCUGGGUCAGGGAACCGCAGGCUCUGGUCAACGCACUGUCAACGAACCCCGAGUACUUGAGAAACAAGGCGACGGAGUCGAAGCAGGUGGUUGACUACAAAGACUGGCAAUCGCGCUGAGCGCGGUUCAGGGCGAUGAAGCUGUGGAUGGUCCUGCGGAGCUACGGUGUGGCGAACCUUAGAACUUCUUAAGGUGCCACGUUUAAGAUGGCGAAGAAUGUUCGAGGGCUGGUGGCGGCGGACGAGAGGUUUGAGAUCGUCGUGCCGAGGAAUUUCGCGACGGUCUGUUUCCGGUCAGCGGUUCCAACGCCGGUUGGUACCCGAAUCGCUGGGGAUGAAUUGGACCGGGUUAACGAGCUGAACCGGAAACUCAUGGACUCGGUCAACGCCUCCGGCCAGCUUUUCGUGACUCAUGCUGUUAUAGGCGGAGUCUACGUGAUAAGAUUUGCGGUGGGGGCCACACUCACUGAGGAGAGGCACGUGAGGCGCGCGUGGAAGGUGGUACGGGAGCACGCUGAGGCCAUGCUCAUGGUGUAUGGCAAAUGAUCGCGUGAUCAUCCGUGGGAUUGGGGAGAAUGAAAAAAGAGGGAGAAUGAAAAAAAAAGGGUGUACAAAAUUUGGGGCAUCAAAAUACUUUCUUUUGAAGAAAUAAGGAUGUUGUUUGAAUUGCAUUGAGGUGUAUAUCUUUCGGAAUUCUUA